Beta vulgaris subsp. vulgaris (sugar beet) is the source of this 1366-nucleotide messenger RNA. Its product is annotated as polygalacturonase-like. Gene Ontology annotation, molecular function: polygalacturonase activity. The transcript has 4 exons. Gene Ontology annotation, biological process: carbohydrate metabolic process. The record is from RefSeq and is a predicted model, not a curated record. The coding region runs from base 158 to 1366 and encodes 402 amino acids. NCBI's taxonomy places the organism in Eukaryota, Viridiplantae, Streptophyta, Magnoliopsida, Caryophyllales, Amaranthaceae.
CCUUACCUUUAACUUUUCCACUUUUUCUGUGAUCAAAUAGUUUCACUUUCUCAGUUCAUUAAAUCAUUCACAUAAUCACAUCAUACACAUUUUAUUUCUUAAAAUUAAUUAAGGAAGGUUACACGAUUUUUAAAGUAAUAUAUAUAGCAAAAAUAUAAUGAAGACGAUAGUAAUAUCAUCCUCAAAUUCUUUACUUAUUGUUUUCUUGGCCUUGAUUUUUCUCUUAAACCAACAACUCACAGCAGCUAAGAGUGAAAACAACAUUAAUGUGGUAAGUCUCGGUGCAAAAGCCGACGGGAAGACGGACUCGUCAAGGGCAUUUUCGUCUGCAUGGGACAUUGCAUGUAAGUCAGAAAACCCUUCUACAAUAAUUGUACCAAUAGGAAGGUACUUGGUUAACUUAGCCUUAACAUUUAAGGGUACAAAUUGUAAGAGCAAGGCUAUAAGCUUUGUAAUAAGAGGCACCUUGGUGGCUCCUGCCGAUUUUCGAGUCCUCGGAAAUGGCGGCACAUGGUUCGCUUUUGACGAUGUAGCCGGAGUUUCUAUUUUCGGCGGUGUCUUUGAUGGCCAAGGCGCCGGUUUGUGGGCUUGUAAGAGGUCUGGAAGAAGGUGUCCCCUGGGAGCUACCACACUUCGGUUCACAAAUUCGAGGAACAUUGCAAUCAAUGGAUUAACAUCAUUAAACAGCCAAUUGUACCAUAUUGUAAUUGAUGGUUGUGAGAAUGUUAAAGUGGAGGGUGUUCAGAUAUCGGCUUCUAGUAUAAGUCCAAAUACGGAUGGCAUCCAUGUUCAAUCAUCAACGGGAGUGACAAUCUUGAACUCUCAUAUUGCAACAGGAGAUGAUUGUGUUUCAAUUGGCGCUGGAACUAAUAACUUAUGGAUUGAGAAUAUGGCUUGUGGACCUGGACAUGGUGUUAGCAUUGGAAGCUUAGGAAAAGAGUUCAAUGAGCCUGGAGUAGUGAAUGUGACACUCAAGACCGCUACUUUUACCGGCACUGAGAACGGAGUACGAAUCAAGUCUUGGGGAAGACCAAGCAAUGGAUAUGUUAGAAAUGUUCUCUUCCAGCAUCUUACAAUGGUGAAUGCUCAAAAUCCCAUUGUAAUCGACCAAAACUACUGUCCUGACGACAAGGAUUGCCCUGGAAAGAUUUCAGGAGUAAGAAUAAGUGAUGUAACCUACCAAGACAUUCACGGAUCAUCAGCUACGCCAAUUGCUUUAAAAUUUGAUUGCAGCUCAGAAUACCAUUGCACAAAUAUUGAGCUCAACGACAUAAAUCUCACCUACAAAACUCAAGAAGCUCGAUCAUCAUGUGUUAAUGUAGUUGGAACGACCUCUGGUUCAAUUGGGCCUCAAAGAUGUUUUUAG